Molecule: messenger RNA, 3069 nt
Organism: Sitophilus oryzae (rice weevil)
Lineage: Eukaryota; Metazoa; Arthropoda; Insecta; Coleoptera; Curculionidae
Exons: 1
Coding region: 1-3069 (1022 amino acids)
Source: RefSeq, a predicted model, not a curated record
AUGACUGAUGAACUUAAAAACAAAAGACGGGUCAUUAAAGCAGCUCUCACACGAUUUGAAAAUUACUUUAACUUAAAAAAGUCUUUGGAAAACCUUCCUUUUGAAGAAGUAGAACAAUUAAAAAACAGAUUACUUAAGGCUACUACAUUUUUAGAUGAUUUUAAUGACGUUCAAAUGAGCAUUGAAAACUUAGACCCUGAAUUUGACAAAAAUUUCGAUUCACAUUCAGAACAACGUGAAAAUUUUGAAAAUCAGUUUUACCGUAUUACAUCUGAAGCCAAAAAAUAUUUAGACAAUAUUAUUACAAAACAAAAUGCAGAGUUGAACUCUCAAAAUGUACAACAAACAGGCACUGAUAAUAAUAUGACUUUUGCAUCGAUAAAACUCCCACAAAUUAAUUUACCCACAUUCGAUGGUGCCCAUGAUCAAUGGCUUUAUUUCAGAGACACUUUUCGAUCACUCAUUCAUAAUAAUAAUUCACUAACAUCUACACAGAAAUUUCACUAUCUACGUCUUUCUCUAAGAGGCAUAGCAAACGAAACUAUUUCAUCUCUAGAAGCUUGUGACGAUAAUUAUCAAAUUGCUUGGAAUAUUCUGCAAGACAGAUUUGAAAAUAAACCUUUACUUGUUAAUAAUCACAUUAAAUCAAUUUUUAAUUUACCAUCUCUCACUAAAGAAUCACAUCAAGGUUUAAGAAUGCUACUAGACGGUGUUCAGAAACAUAUAAACGCCUUAAAGGUUUUGAAACUUCCUACAGAACAUUGGGACGCACUUAUUAUACAUAUAAUAACUUCCAAACUUGAUAAUGCUACAAGACGUUCUUGGGAAUCUACAAUUUUUAACACUGAACUACCAACUUAUAACGAACUUAUAGAUUUUUUAAAAGAAAAAUGCCGUAUAUUAGAAACUAUUGAAACAAAUUACAUAUCAAAAUCACAGAAGAAUUAUAAAAAUGAACCACCUCUUAAACGCGAUUUUAAAACAUUUUUAACAACAGAAAAUAAAUGUUCGAUGUGUAAAGGUGAUCAUACAAUUUAUAACUGUACUUUUUUCCUAAGUCUUUCUCCCACUGAAAGAUUUAGUGAUAUAAAGAAAAAGAAAUUCUGUAUAAAUUGUCUUGGUUCUAAUCAUGUAACAAAAGACUGUAAAUCGUCUGGUUGCAAAAAGUGUGGUAAAAUUCAUCAUACUUUAUUACAUUUCAAUGAAAAUCCUAGAACUCAUGAUAAAGUUAGUACAGGAAUAGAUACACCAUCCAACUCAAACACACCUUUAGUUUCACCUUCAACUUCAACAACGCUUACAAUUAAUAAUUUAUCGACAAAUGUUGCUUUGCUAUCAACAGCUAAUGUUAAUAUAUAUGACUCUAACGGAAAAUUACAUAGUUGUCGAGUUUUAUUAGAUAGUGGUAGUCAAUCCAAUUUUAUAUCUGAGAGACUAUGUGAUAUAUUACAUUUAACCAAGGAAAAAACAUCAUUUUCUGUUUCUGGGAUUAAUCAAAUAUCUGAAAUACUUAAACAUAAGGUUAUUGUUAAAAUACGUUCUGCUACAAUAAAUUAUGAAGCGAAAUUGACUUGCUUGGUUGUACCUGAAAUUACGGGAAAUUUACCCUCAGUAUCUUUUGAUCACACUUUGUUAAACAUCCCAAAACAUAUACAAUUAGCCGACCCAAACUUUAACAUUUCAAAACCAAUUGAUUUACUGAUCGGCGCUGACUUAUUUUGGGAACUACUUAGCAUUGGGCAAAUAAAACUGGGAACUGGACUUCCUAUUUUGCAUAAGACAAAACUUGGGUGGAUUAUUUCAGGGCCUAUAAUUAAUAAUUUUCACAAUAAAACAACAUGCCAUUUUAAUCAAAAUAUUGAACAACAACUUCACAAAUUUUGGGAAAUUGAAGAUUUUCAUAAAAAUAAAUUUUUAUCGACUGAAGAGUCUUACUGUGAACAACAUUAUUCAAAAAACACUGAGCGAAAUUCUGACGGACGUUUUAUUGUUAAACAACCUUUCAAACAAUCUGAAGACAUUUUAGGUGAUUCGAAAAAUACUGCUAUUAAUCGAUUUUUAAAUUUGGAACGUAGGUUUGAGAAAAAUUCUAAUUUGAAAAAAGAAUACCAAAAUUUCAUAACUGAAUAUCAAAAUUUAAAUCACAUGACUUUAGCCAAUGAUCAAACUGACAUAUCUGGAUUUUUCCUACCACAUCACUGUGUUUUUAAAAUGGAUUCAACUACAACAAAACUACGAGUUGUUUUUGACGGUUCUUCUAAAUCAACUUCUGGAUAUUCAUUAAAUGACUUAUUAAUGGUGGGACCUAACGUUCAAGACAGCUUAUUUAAUAUUUUAACACGAUUCAGAUUUUAUCCUAUUGUUUUAAGCGCAGACAUCGAGAAGAUGUAUCGACAGAUUUAUCUCCACGAAAGCCAACGUCAUCUACAAAAAAUUCUGUGGCGUCCUGAUAGAAAUCAGGAUCUGCUCGUAUAUAAUCUUAAUACUGUGACUUAUGGAACAGCUUCUGCUGCAUUUCUUGCUACUCGUUCUCUUCAGGAGAUAGGACAUCUAGAAGCGAAUGACAAUCCUAACAUUAGUGAUAUUAUUUUACAUGAUUUUUACGUAGACGAUCUUCUCACUGGUGGACAAACCCCACAAGAUGUAAAGGAACUAAAAGAUAAUCUUUAUAAAACUCUUCAUAAAUAUGGAAUGAAUCUACGAAAAUGGCUAUCUAAUGAUAAAUCUAUCACUGCAGAUUCCGAUGACAUAUUUAUUUCUCUUGAUUAUGACAACCAAACUAAGACGCUAGGUUUACUCUGGAAUUCUCUAUCUGAUUCAUUGCAAUUUAAUAUUAAACACGAAAUACCCGAUAAGACUACUAAACGCACGAUACUUUCUUCAAUUGCUCAAAUUUUUGAUCCAAUGGGACUUUUGACUCCAGUCACGAUGACUGCCAAAAUCAUUCUACAGCAACUUUGGAAGAUUAAAAUUGAUUGGGACGAAUCUAUACCUGCGGAUCUGCAUACAAGUUGGUCCACAUAUAGAACCCAACUUAUUCAAUUAAAUAAACUUAAAAUCCUAGAUUAG